AACAUACGUCAUCACCGGGCGACAACAGGAAAGUAAACAAGUUUGAAACUGCAGGUAUCAUUCUCCGUCUUUUAAAAAAAGAGUAAGUUAUCGGAGAUCAGAUAUGCCCAAAGUGGUAUCUCGGAGUGUGGUGUGCUCGGACACUCGUGACAGGGAGGAGUAUGAUGACGGGGAGAAACCUCUGCACGUGUAUUACUGUCUGUGCGGCCAGAUGGUUCUAGUUCUGGAGUGUCAGAUAGAGAAAUUACCCAUGAGACCAAGGGACAGGGCCCGAAUGAUUGAUUCAGCAAAACACGCCCACAAAUUCUGCAACAUGGGGGAAGAUGAGACUGUGUAUUUAAAAAGGUCAGAGGGCAUCGAAAGGCAAUUUCGAAAAAAAUGUGGAAAAUGUGGUCUGUUCUUGUUCUACCAGCAUCAGAUGAAGAGCACUCCAGCAACGUUCAUUGUGGAUGGAGCUCUGGUGAAGUUCGGCCAGGGAUUUGGCAACACGAGCGUAUACAGUCAAAAACAAGAGACACCUAAGAAAGUCAGAGUUAUGAUGACAAGGCGCACCAAAGAUAUGGGCAAGUUCAGCUCUGUUACUGUCUCAACGAUCGAUGAAGAAGAGGAGGAGAUUGAAGCGCGGGAAGUGGCAGAUUCUUAUGCCCAGAAUGCCAAAGUGAUUGAGAAACAGUUGGAGAGAAAAGGAAUGAGCAAGAGGAGACUACAGGAACUAGCGGAACUUGAAGCUAAGAAAGCCAAGAUGAAGGGAACACUCAUUGACAACCAAUUCAAAUGAAGAUUGUGUGUAUGGCAGAGAGCAAAUGGGUGUUCUGCUUCAAAGAGAGUGUGUGUAUAUUUGCACAAUAGCUAGCUUUUUUUUUUUUUAAAGACAGAUUUUGUUUAAAUGUUUGAAUGGUUCAACUGUUUUUCCAUACUAUUCUUCAUUAAAUUAAAAACAGAUGAAUGGCAUUUUGUCUUCUAUCAGAAAUGUUUUUUUUUUGUUAUGUCAUAAAUGCAGAUGUGCAUGAUUCCUUCUCCUCACAAUGAGUUUGUGUUAUGUUGGUUUCUCACACUGAUUGACUGCAUGCAACUGUCCAUAAUUCCAACUGUGCUGUAAUUUCAAGGCUGCUGUGUUUGCUAUAUCCUUGCUACAGUGUUUGUUGGCAACUGUUCUUCAACCCAGCAUGUGUCUUGCUCACAUAUAGUACACACAUGCAGUCGUUUUCAGUUUUGUGGGAAAGACCGAUCACGCAAAUCACUGAACGUGUCAUUACAAUGUGGCCAUGUGGAGAGAACCUCAGAAGAGUGAUGAUGUGCACCUGCAAAAAGACAUAUGUUUGGGCCAGUGUUUCUCAGUCAUGUGCAGAGGUCUGUGAUUCAUAACCAGAUUCAGGAUCAUUGAACAGUACAUGAUCAUUAUGCAACACCUGCACAAACCCCUAGUGUGGCAUUCUACCUGCACAGUUGCAGUUAAUCACCCCUUAUGCAGGUCAGACAUCAUACCAGACCAUCUUUAAUGGACCAAUGGAGGGCUCAGCUGCUGCUGACAUUUGACAGGAUAAGGAUAGUAUUUUUUUUUUUUUUUUUAAUCAAAUGACUAAAAAAGAACUGAAAUGCUUUUUUUUUUUUUCUUUAUUACAUCAUAUGUGCAUUCUCUUCCUCUCUGGAUUUAUUCAGUGUAGCAAUAAUACAAUAACAUCAGCUCGAAUUACACUUCACAUAGGCCUACACUACUUGACCCAAAUGUGGAAAACUGAACACCGCACCCAUAUGUAUUGCUGAAUAUUAAAUUCCAAAACCAUGGACAUUAAAAGGGGUUUGGAUCUCCCUUUGCUGCUAUACCAGAUUCCACUUUUCUUGGAAGGCUUUCUGCUGGAUGUUAGAGCAUGGCUGUGGUUUUGCUCUCAUUCAGUAUCAUGUCAGAAGUCUACUGAUGUUGGGUGAUGGGGCCUAGCUUGCAGUCACCGUACUAAUUCAUCCCAAAGGUGUUCAGUGGGAUUCAUGUCCAGGCCAGUCAAGUUCAUCCUUACCAGACUUUUUUUUAUGGACCUCGCUUUGUGCACAAGGGCUUUGUCCUGAUGGAGCAGAAAAGGCCCCAUUUUAAAAAUCUUUAAAGAGAUUGCAUGCCUGUAUCCUUGAUAUUUAAGCACCUAUUAGAACUGGGUGUAGCUGAAAUAGUUGUCAAUAAGGUUGUGUCCACAUACCUUUAUCCAUAUAGUGUAUUAUAAAUGGAAUCAAAAACCGAUGCUAAUUUAAAAAAAUUAAAAAUUCUCUCCAGUAAUCAGAGAUGCACACAGAUGCAUCCAGGUUGUAUUUGGGUGAAAGAAAGGUCCUUUGUUAGAGUCAUUCUUUGGCAUAAUGACUUCAAUUAGGCAGGCCCACCGUGAAUCCCUCACUGGAGAAUAAAUUGUUCGUUUUAGGGUAACUGUGAGAAAAAUUAAUUCACGUCCGUACAGAGAUGUUUCUAAAAUGUUCAGAAAUUGUUGGUAACAACAGAAAAUAGCCAGUUCUAUUUUCUCAAUUUCCCUAUUUUUCUUGAGUGUUUCUGGUUGUGAAGAGAUUCUCAACCACUUCAUACUUAAUGUUUGUUCUUUAUGUUUGCCAUGAUAUCAUAUGAUUUAAAUUUAGUUUAAUAGGCCUCGAAUACUUUAUUUGGACCUUUUAACUUGGAAAAUUUGGUUUAAACUGAAUUUAGUUCACAGACAAAUCUAAAAGGAAUCAGUUUCAAUUUAAGAGAGUAUGUGCAUGCUUGUGCUCUGGUAGUCAACAAUAAAUAUAUAAAAAAUUCCAAGCAGUAACACAGUGGGGCUUGCAGCAUGAAUAUAAAAUAUCCUCCCUGUAGGAUUGUACUAGAGGUGUGUGUGGGUAAAGGUUAAUGUGUGAUAACUGUAAUCAGUUUAAUAGGUGCCUAGCAUAGAACCAGUAACAAAUUAAAAGACUGCAAUAAUAAUAAUACCACAAGCAUAAUGUAUGUGUUUGUGUACAAGUCUGGAACUCUGCUGCUAGUCACUUUGAUUAAAUGUUGGGACAGACUGUUGAAAGACUGGUGUCUCAUUUUCUGCCCCUCAUUUGUUUAAUGAGUCCGACACAUGGCUCCUCAAGUCACACUCAGACACUUCAGUGAGCUCCACAUCAAACUGCAGAGCACAGAUCGGUCCAGCCCAUCUCUCUUCAUGGGUUCGGGUAAAGAGAGCUGCCAAGAUGUAGGCCGCAGGAGACUGAGAACUACAAUCUUGUGACAUUUAAUUGAUUAAUAAACAUAAACUCCUGCUGUCCAAUUAUGCCACUCAAAGUUAAAUGUAAAGGUAAAAUGCGUGUUUUAUGCUCUUGUACAUAUCAGUAUAUUUCUUUAAUCCCAAGAUUAUAUAUAUAUAUAUAUAUAUAUAUAUAUAUAUAUAUAUAUAUAUAUAUAUACACACACACUCUAUAAAGCGCUCACACACACAUACUCAAGAAAUGCCACUAAAUGAUUUAUAAAAAGUAAACAUUGCCUACCUAUUUGAAGUUUACUCUCCUCCUCCUGGUCUCAUCGAAUUGUUUGAGCACUUCCUCAUUGCUGAUUUUAAUUUCAGAUUGAAUGUUCAUAAGGGCAAGUCCUGUAAGCCUGUGGUCUGUCAUCGUGUUGCAUAAAUAAGUCUUUAGACACCUCAACGUGCUGAAAGACCGCUCUGCAGAGGCCGUGGACAAUGGCAUAGUUAGAAGGACUUUGAGUACACAAUGUAAAUUGGGGAAGAAUUCCGCCGUGCUCUUUAAAACCUGACAAAUGUCACCGCUGCUGGGUGCUGUAUCAUUAAAUUACCUCCACAGCUCCAGUUCAACAUCAGCGCCAUCCAGAUUGGGCAUCAGUGCCCCGUACUCAUUUUUUAUCCCUUGCCACACCGUGUCCGACAAUUCUGACAGUUUGUCCGGCAGCAAAUACUGGCCUUUUAGUUGUUGGAGUGCCAAGCAAACUCGGUCUCUCACUUCAGAUGCGAGGUAGUCGAUGAAUGGAAGGAACAGAUUCCAUUGCCAAUAGUCCUCUUGGGUUGUUUCUGGUGUGUUUGACCUCUUUGUCUGCAUUGAUACUAUGCCAGGGAAAAAAAAUAUAUUUUUUCUAGCCAAAAUAUAUUUUAAAUAUAUGCCAAAUAUAUGUUGUAACUGUGAAGCUCAAUAAAAUAUAUUUUUGAAAUCGAAAAUAUA
Myxocyprinus asiaticus (Chinese sucker) is the source of this 4161-nucleotide messenger RNA. RefSeq names its product STING1 ER exit protein 1 (gene steep1). NCBI's taxonomy places the organism in Eukaryota, Metazoa, Chordata, Actinopteri, Cypriniformes, Catostomidae. The coding region runs from base 104 to 778 and encodes 224 amino acids. The transcript is spliced from 7 exons. The record is from RefSeq and is a predicted model, not a curated record.